UCAGUGGGAACAGAUUGCUGUUCCCUGGGGGAGACCCAGUGUGACCGAGCGGAGCCGCGUGUUUUCCAGCACCAUGGACAGCAACAAGCGCCUCAAGCAAAUGAUCAAGGAGAUGCGCUCUGACAUGAAGAAACUGGAGUCGGAAAACAAAGCGCUCCGAGUCAAGUUAAGCCAGAACGGGAAGCGAGCUGAAACGCUGGAUGAGGCCACUAUAUGCGCGCUGCACCAGCAGCUGAGAUCCGAGGAGGCUUUAACCCACGCUAACCUGCGCAGGAACAUCUCCGCCCCCGUUCUCGAAGGAGAAGCCAGAGGUAACACAAUGACAGUGCGACGCUAUUCCAUAUCGUCUUUACACGCCUUCACUGUCGGUAACAAACGUCAUAAAUCUCCAGAUCAAAAUCGAACCCAUCAAAGGAGCAGGCAAGAGGGGCCAGAAUCAACUACAGUGAUUCACCCUUACACAACAAUGAAAGUCACAAAAGGCCAAGGAGUUCCUGAUGAACUGUUGGAGACGAAGAGCCCUGAAGGAAAACAACCUCAAGAUACACCGUUACAGGAAUAUGUACCUAAGUGCAAGUAUAAAAUGAAGUCUGUAACAUUUCUUUUGCCUGUGGACGUUGUACCUCAUUCUGAAGAUCAAGACUCAUCAUGGUAUACAGGGUAUCAGAAUUGUGCACAGCUGCCUCCUAUUCAAGAAAUCGACUACUGAACGAUUGGAACUGUCACACAUAUGUAUCAACUUAUCCAGUUAUUUCACAGAAAUGUUUAUGGAAAAUGCAUGGUAUCAUUUCUACAUCUAUGAUCAUUGUACUACGAUGAUUGUGAAUUAACAUGAUUCAAAUAUUUAUCUACAGUAUGCAAUGAAUGGAGGAAAUUGAGCAAGUUUGUGAAUUUCUCGUGUAUUGAGAAUUCAGAGUGAGCAAACUUUCAAAAUGUGAAGACCACAGAAAUAGACACUGUGUGAAAAUGUGAAUAUCAGACCCAGAAUGUCAUUAUUUAAUUCAAUCACUAUCCUAUCCUUGUGUUGCCACUUUCAGGGAACAAUGGAUUUGAACCACUUAACAUAGAGCUGUUAUGUGAUAUGUGAUACUAUAGUUAUUUUAUGAAAUAGGUACAAUGAUGAUUAGACCACAGUUGGACUAAAUGCACCCAUUUAGAAUAUUCAAGGUCCUGCUGUACCUCAACAUUCCUAAGAAUCUUGCCAUUUACUCUAACUUUCCUACCAAGAUUUUGGACCCACUUGAUCAAUACAACUCAGAUCCCUUGUACCUUAACCUGCUCUACCUGCGUAUAAGGUGGGGCAUUGUCAAAAAAUGUAUUGUAAAGAAUAUGAAGAUCAAAGCUGUGUAAAAAUGUCAAUAACAAGCCCAGAAUAUAAUUAACCAAUUCAAUCAAGGUGA
This is a messenger RNA of Leucoraja erinaceus (little skate), 1400 nucleotides long. Its product is annotated as putative coiled-coil domain-containing protein 195. The transcript has 3 exons. The record is from RefSeq and is a predicted model, not a curated record. Lineage: Eukaryota; Metazoa; Chordata; Chondrichthyes; Rajiformes; Rajidae. Bases 74 to 709 code for a protein of 211 amino acids.